AUGGCGGAGGCGGCGGUGGUGGAGGCGGCGGCAGGCCCGGAGCAGCUGCUGGCGACCUGCAAGCGACGGUUAGCAGAGGUCCUGCAGGAGGUGGACGAUACCGAUCUAGUGUGGCUGGAGGAGAUCCGCGAGGAGGCGAUCAAGAUGUUUGGCAGCCACUACAGCGAUGAGCCGGAGCUGAUGCCUAAGACGCCGUCGCAGAAGACCCGGCAGCGGAAGAAGCGUUACGCCACUCAGCGGAACGAAGACCAGGAGAUGCGCAGGAGGGGAUUGUCCCGGAGGAAGAACAACAACAUCAAACUCUCCACAUGUUCUCAAUCCCAAAACAAAGAAAACCUGGAACUUAGCAGGGCUGAGGUGUCUCUUCCUCAACGUGUGACAAGAUCCCAGACUGCAGCACUUGCCAAGCUCUCAGAGGUCCCUCAAGUAGUCCUCUUUAAGAAUCCUGUCCUACAAGAAAGGAAGCUUCCCACAGCAGAAAUCAACAUCAGUAAUUGCAUUAGUGCUGAGCUAUGCCUCCAGAUAAAACCUCUUAAAGUAGCACAGCGGCUCCGUGACACCUUUGUCAUGACAUCAGAUAAGGAUCCUCCUGAGGACCAGGUUUGCAGCUCCUCACCUGCACCUGCAGCCCCCAAGACAGUGGUGGCCAGCACCCCCCAGGCAGACGAUGAUGGAGGGCCUGUGGGCACACCUCAGCUGAAUGAAGCCAACGCCACAUUCAUUGUGAGCACCGGGCCUGGGCUGCAGGAUAGCUCCAUUCAGGCACCAGAGAGGGAUGAAGAGGAGGCCCUGCAGCGUGCCCAGGACAUCCCAGGGGCCCCCAAGGGUCUGAGACUCAGUCCUCGCUCUGUGCGUAGGAGCCUGAUGGGCAAAGCUCCCCCUGGCGGCAGGAGUUCCUUGUCGCUGAAGCGCUCCCGGAGCAGCCGCAAGGGGAGCAAGGUCUUCGGGUCUGUAGGCAGCGUAGCGACGCGGGCCCGGCCUCAGCCCUCAGCACUGGCAGCCAGCUGCCCGCAUGAAAGGAACCCAGAUAAGAAUGGGAAGAGUCAGGAACCACCCCAGGGUGCCAGGAGAAAGCCAAGCUACAAGAGAGCUGUGGAUGAGUGCUAUGACAACCAGCAGGCAGAGGAUGGGGGGCUCUCUCCUCCCAGAAAAAAGACUCCAUCCCGAACCUUCCCAGCCAGCAAGGUGGUGCGGCCUAUCAAGACCUUCCUGCACACUGUGCAGAAGAACCAGCUGCUGAUGACCCCCAGCCCGCUGGGUGGGAACAUGGUGAUCAAGUCCUUCAUCAGGCACAACACCCCUGACCCCAGGGAGAAGGAGAGGCAGAAGCUGGAGAUUCUGAGGAAAAAGAAAGAAGCUGAGCAAGUGAGAAAACAGAAACUGGAGGAGGAGAAGAAACGGCGUCUGGACGAGGCAAAGCUGAGGCGUGAGGAGAGGUGGCGCAGGGUGCAGGAGAGCCGGGAGAGGGCCCUGCAGCUGGAGCAGGAGCGCAAGCAGCGCAUCAAGCAGAAGAUUGCCCACUUCGAGGAGAAGACUGAGAGGGUGCGGGAGGAGAGGUUGGCAGAGGAGAAGAUCAAGAAGAAAGCAGCUGCCAAGAAAAUGGAGGAAGCAGAGGCACGGCGCAGGCAAGAGGAGGAGGCCAGGAAACAAAGAGCACUGCAGCAGGAGGAGGAGGAACGGCGGCACAAGGAGCUGAUGCAGAAGAGGAAGGAAGAAGAACAGGAACGUGCCAGGAAGAUCCUGGAGCAAAGGCAGGCAGAACAGGAGAGGGAGAAGCAGCUGGCUGCACACAGAGAGCUGCAGAGGAAGAGGGAACAGGAGAGGAUCCAGGCAGAUAAGCUCCGAGAGCAGCAGCAGAAGGCAGCUCGCCUGCAGAAGGAGGCUCAGGCUGCUGAGGAGCAGCUCCAGGAGGAGCAGCAGAAAGAGCAGAGGCUAGCAGAGAUGGAGAGGCAGAAGCAGGAACACAAGAGGAUGCCAGAGGAACAAAAGGAUAAAGACAGAGCCCAGACACAGCACCCAGAGGAACAAAAAGAUAAAGAUGGAAACUCAGGUGCCUGCAACUCAUACCAGAUGACUCCCCAUGCCCAGAGGCAUCCAAAACCCUUCAGCAUAGACCCAAACAACUAUGGGAUGGAUCUGAACAGCGAUGACUCCACUGAUGAUGAAAGCCAACCUCGCAAGCCCAUCCCUGCCUGGGCCUGUGGGGAGCAGCUCACCCAGGCAGUCACCAGGCAGUACUACAACCCCCCCAACGUGGAUGAGAUCUUUGGGGUGAUCCUGAGCCCCAGGCUGGAGGACAUCUUCUACAAGAGCAAGCCCAGGUACUUCAAGCGCACCAGCUCGGCCAUCUGGAACUUCCCUCCCUGCGCCCUCAAACCUGCUCUGCCCACAUCCUACAGCCUCAAGAAGUGCUGAGGCCUGGGAAGAGAAAUAGUUUGGCACAGUGAGACUGCUGGGAACCUUUG
Molecule: messenger RNA, 2465 nt
Organism: Indicator indicator
Lineage: Eukaryota; Metazoa; Chordata; Aves; Piciformes; Indicatoridae
Gene: INCENP
Product: inner centromere protein
Exons: 15
Coding region: 1-2415 (804 amino acids)
Biological process (GO): positive regulation of protein serine/threonine kinase activity; metaphase chromosome alignment; mitotic cytokinesis
Cellular component (GO): nucleus; chromosome passenger complex; meiotic spindle midzone
Molecular function (GO): protein serine/threonine kinase activator activity
Source: RefSeq, a predicted model, not a curated record